Cyanidioschyzon merolae strain 10D is the source of this 1062-nucleotide messenger RNA. Its product is annotated as probable hydroxyacylglutathione hydrolase, cytoplasmic. Gene Ontology annotation, molecular function: hydroxyacylglutathione hydrolase activity. Bases 1 to 1062 code for a protein of 353 amino acids. NCBI's taxonomy places the organism in Eukaryota, Rhodophyta, Bangiophyceae, Cyanidiales, Cyanidiaceae. The record is from RefSeq and is a predicted model, not a curated record. The transcript has a single exon.
AUGCGCUUCCUGUGCCUGUCCUGGAUACCCGCAACUAGGCACGAACAUCGUUUCGUUACACUGAGUUCUCAGUGCAACCGUGUGCUGCGUUCGCGGUAUCACCACAGCGCUUUGGUUUGUUGUGAACAGCGCCCGGUUGCUCUUGCUCGUCCCGGUCGUCACGUUUUUCCAGAGUGCGGCGGUAAACCGUCGGAAGCAGUACUCCGACCAACUCGGCGAGCGUCGAGUCUCCCUAUCUCCAUGCUCAAUACGUGGAAAGUCGCGGAUACCAGCGUGCGUAUACCUGGAACCUGUCUGAGGGUCGAGGCGUUCCCGCUCUUUCAAGAUAACUACAGUUACGUUCUUCUGGACGAGAGCCAGCACGGACCCAGCCGUGUUAUUGUGGCAGUCGAUCCGGCAGACCCAGACACGUUCCUCGAACAGCUUCACGCGCGCCUCGCGGUUCGACAGCCCACUCACGUGCUGACCACGCACAAGCACUGGGAUCACGCUGGAGGAAACAGCGAGCUUGCUCGUCGUUUUCCAGGUCUUGUCAUCUACGGUAGCGCGACUGAUGAAAUCCCUGCCUGCACGGUGCCGGUUCACGACGGGGAUGAGUUUCGCAUCGCGCAGAGCCGUCUGCAAGUGAAGGUUCUGGCGACACCAUGCCACACCCGGGGUCAUGUCUGUUACUACGUUCGGGAUACGGAAGCGCCACGCGAUGCUCCAGGUCUAGUGUUCACUGGCGAUACGUUGUUUAUCGGCGGAUGCGGUAGAUUUUUCGAAGGAACUGGUGCUCAUAUGUUGCAGGCUAUGCAGAAACUGAAAGCCUUACCACCAGAGACCUACGUAUUUUGCGGCCACGAGUACACGGUGGCGAAUCUCGCAUUCGCUCUGACGGUAGAACCAAACAACGAGUCCAUCCGAAACAAGCUCAAGGAGGCGGAGCGGCUGCGAGCAGAAAACAAGGCGACGAUUCCCUCUACUGUUGGCGGCGAACAGCAAUGGAAUGUCUUCUUGCGUGCAGCGGACGCCCAGUGGAUGACGGAGCUGCGGGAGCGAAAGAAUCGGUUUCGGGGCUGA